UUCAACCUGUUUUUGCAGUUUUUUGUUUAUUUUAUCGUGGUUAUUUAGUAAAAGUGUAGAUAUUAGGGACAAAUUUUAGCUUGGUACAAUAUGUACCAUAUAAGAAUGGUCCCGCUACGCUUAGGCAGUCGAAUUGUGACUAAACUAAUGAGAAGGAGCUUGUGUGAGACUAGAGCGAGGUAUAGUGCUGUGGACACUCCACCUGACGUGAAGGUGAAGGCUAGUGUAAUCCCUAAAGGUAUAUUCGGCCAGCCGACCUGCCACACGCACCCUCACCUGAUAGCUGAAGGCCACCUCACUUGCGGCAUCACCCCGCACGAGUUUAAGGAGAGGAGAGACAGACUUGUGGAGAAACUGACUUCUGUUCCCAACCAUGCCCACAAAACACAUGUUAUAGUAAUACCGGCUGCCAGAAAACAGUUCAUGUCAGACAAAAUACCCUAUGUUUUUCGACAAAACUCUGACUUCUUCUACCUCACAGGCUGCAUGGAGCCUGCAGCUGUUCUAGUCAUGGUGAAAUAUGAACCAGACAGCUUUUACAAGACUACAUUAUUUGUACACGAGAAGGACAGUCAUGCUGAGCUCUGGGAAGGUCCUCGGACGGGUUGCUCGGCCGCCGCGCGAUUGUUCUCAGUUGACGAGGCCCGGCCUGUUGAAAACUUCAGUAGUUUCCUACACAGGUUAACAGCAACAUCAAAGCCAGCAGUAGUGUGGUAUCAAAAUGAGGAACCACCUAACCCCGACCUGCAUGACACAAUACAGUUCUCCCUGAAGCAAGCUCACAUAUCAUUGGACGACCCUCAGUUAGCAUUACAUCAGAUGAGGGUCAUUAAGUCGCCAGCGGAGAUUCAGCUGUUGAAAGAGGCCUGCUACAUCGGCUCACAGUCAGUCAACUUGGCUAUGGCCUGCACAAAACCUGGUACAUCGGAACACGCGAUAUCAUCGGUCCUGGAAUACGCGGCGCGGUGCGGCGGCGCGCAGCACGCGGCGUUCCCGCCCGUCGUCGCCGGCGGCACGCGCGCCACGCACAUACACUACGUCGCCAACGAUCAGAUACUGAACGAUGGGGAUAUGCUGUUGGUUGAUUCAGGCUGCCAGCGCUGGCUGUACAACUCGGACAUCUCGCGCACGUGGCCGGUGUCGGGGACGUUCUCCAAGCACCACCGCAUACUGUAUGAACUCGUGCUCAGCGUGCAGAAGCGUCUAAUAGAGCUACUAAACGAGCAGCGGCCCGCGCUGGACACGCUGUUCGACCACAUGUGCCGGCUGCUCGGCACGCACCUGCAGCAGGAGGGCAUUUUCCCCAAGAACUUGGACAACCAGGAGCUCAUAGGAAAAGCGUACCGCGUUUGUCCUCACCACGUGUCCCACUACCUCGGUCUGGACGUGCACGACGCGCCGCUCGUGCGCCGCCGCACGCCCAUCGCCUCGGGCAUGCUCGUCACCGUCGAGCCGGGUAUCUACAUAAGACCGGACGAUGAGUCUAUUCCCCCGGAGUUCCGUGGUGUAGGAAUCAGGGUGGAAGACGAUGUGCUGAUCACCGACAAGGGUGUGGAGGUGCUGACGGAGAGCUGCGUCAAAGAGGUGCGCGAUAUCGAGGCGAUUGUAGGGACGCAGGCCACGUAGUGACAUAGAGGCUAGAGCAGGGUAGAGAAACAAUUUACGUCUAAGCAAUAUGUGGCAACUGGCAAAGCUAUACGUCAUGACUCCACUUACACCUUAAUAUUAUGUUUAACACAUAAAGUUAAUAUACCUAGCGGAA
Messenger RNA from Aricia agestis (brown argus), 1762 nucleotides. RefSeq names its product xaa-Pro aminopeptidase 3-like. The transcript has 10 exons. Gene Ontology annotation, cellular component: mitochondrion. The record is from RefSeq and is a predicted model, not a curated record. Gene Ontology annotation, molecular function: metalloaminopeptidase activity; manganese ion binding. Lineage: Eukaryota; Metazoa; Arthropoda; Insecta; Lepidoptera; Lycaenidae. Bases 91 to 1626 code for a protein of 511 amino acids.